CUAACCUACUUAUUUGAGAGGAAGACACGUCAGCUCAGCUAACUAACCUUGCCGUCUCGACUGCACCUCUGCCGUCAGAGAAAACGAAACCACGUGAGACGGUCAACUCAACCUUUAAAAAACUGACCAUCCCCGCCCCUUUCACUAUGGCUGCCCUGGAGUGGAAAGCAAGUGAACGGCCCACGACGCGUGCGCAGUAACCUUCGCAAUGUGGCCUUGCGUUGGUAAACCUUUCCAACGCUUAAAUCAGCGACAUUGCGUUUUGAUCUCCAAAGUGUGUGUCCAGCAGCUGCACAGUAGCAGCAGUGAGUUUACAGACAGCUGCUAUGAUGGGCUGUAUCCAGGCCACAUCCCCACCACGCCCAUCCAGAAAGCCCUGUUGGCCAUCGGGUCAGGUGUGGCUGCACUCCAGGACCCCUACAGACAUGACAUGGUUGCAGUGCUCGGAGAGACGACAGGACACCUAGCAUUGAUAAAUCUCAGGGACAGGAUGAGAAAUGACCCUGAAGGCUACACUAUUCUAACAGAAAGGCCCAGGAUCCGGCUGUCUACACUUGAUCUGAGCAAGAUGGCCUCACUGCCUGAUGGCUCUUUUGGGAGAGAAUACCUCCGUUUUCUGGAGGACAAUCAUGUGACCCCUGACUCAAGGGCAGAUGUGAAGUUUGUGGACAAUGAGGAGUUAGCUUACGUCAUGCAGAGAUACAGAGAGGUCCAUGAUUUGUUGCACACCUUACUGGGCAUGCCCACCAACAUGCUGGGUGAAGUGGCAGUAAAAUGGUUCGAAGCUGCUCAGACGGGGCUUCCCAUGUGCGCUCUUGGAGCUGUGUUGGGGCCACUUCGGCUAAAUACAAGCCGUUUACAGUCACUGUUCACAACGUUGGGACCCUGGGCAAUGCAGAAUGGGCGGCGGGCCCGCUGCGUCCUCAGUAUCUUCUACGAGCGACGAUGGGAGCAGAACCUUGAAGACCUCCGACUAGAGCUCAACAUCGAACCGCCUCCUGUCAUACUCGGUGCAUCCAACAAGAGGAGCACCUGAGAGAGAUUAAGGGUUCAGAAAUCACUGGACAAAAGACUUUUAAUAGUGGACAAACCAUAAAUGUUUGAAGGGUGACACUGUGGAAUUUUUUGUAUUAACUAUUGAAGAAAAGGGGAAAUUUCACACUUGGCAAACUUUGGCUUGUUCCUUCUUAGAUCCUAAAUUUAUCUGCCCUGGUGUCUAUUCAUCUUUUGCUUUAAGUCUGAAUCCUUCCGAGUGGAGUUAUUUUAGCUGAUGAAAUGUUCAAGUGUUUGUGAUCUUCUGAUGCUGUUAGACAGAAGAUCUGGUUGAACAGGCCAUGUUCAGUCACCAUCUGUUAAUGAGCACGUGACAGAGAAUGUGUUGUUGUUUUAAGCCUUGAAAUGUAAUAUUAGUAAUGGUCCAGUAUUAUAAUUUUUAUGCCAACAUUUGGCCAGAUGUGAAAUUGGUAUUUAUGUGACCAUUUUAUAAUUUAAUACAGCUUUCAAAUUAUUGAGAAAUAGUUUAAUGUGCACCAGCAGUUGUACAAACACCAAUCGGUGGGAAAGGAGCAGGUGCAUCCUCUUCUCUUAUCUUUUGAGUCACUGCGUUAUUGCGUGCUGUACCGUCAGUACAUUGUGCCUGUUCUUUCUACAAUAAUAAUGUGUACAAAUUUUGUACAUUGGUCUACAGGAGGAUAUGAUGAGUAAAUUCAGUGUAAAAAAAUUUAAUUUUUUCUAGUUAAAAGCAGUGAAAAACAAUUUAAAGUUGUUUUUUUUUUUUUUUAAUUUUUUUUGGUAAUGUUUAGAUGGUUAAUUUCACAGCUCAAAACAUAUGAACAAAAUAUUUUUGCUGAACCUUUCCAUUAAAUGCUCUGGACACAAAGGUAAUUCUUGACUUCACUCAUUGCAUUGGGGCCAUGACACUUACAUGU
Xiphias gladius (swordfish) is the source of this 1928-nucleotide messenger RNA. It is a transcript of the gene coq4, whose product is annotated as coenzyme Q4 homolog (S. cerevisiae). Lineage: Eukaryota; Metazoa; Chordata; Actinopteri; Istiophoriformes; Xiphiidae. Gene Ontology annotation, biological process: ubiquinone biosynthetic process. The coding region runs from base 209 to 1036 and encodes 275 amino acids. Gene Ontology annotation, cellular component: mitochondrial inner membrane; mitochondrion. The record is from RefSeq and is a predicted model, not a curated record. The transcript has 8 exons.